AAAAACCAUUUAUCCGAGGAGGGUUAGAUAUAAGAAGAUGAAUGCGGAGAGUGGAAGACCAAGGGAGGUGAAGAAAGCCAUAGAAGUCUCCUAAUUGAGUUGAGCGACAUGGGGGUUUUGGCCGCUAAGAAGAGCGCCGUGACAGUCGCGCUGUUGGCAGCGGCGAUAUUGGCGAUGCUGGCGGCAAAUGUGGAGGCACAGGCAACACAGUUUACUUGCGCAUCGAAGCUAAUACCGUGCCGAAAUUACCUGAACUCAACGAAUCCUCCGGAGGAAUGCUGCAAGCCGCUCAAGGAUGCGGUGACGAACGAAUUGACUUGUCUCUGCUAUAUAUUCAAAAACCCCGAGAUCUUGAAGGGUCUUGGUGUCGACAUAAACCAGGCCAUCAAACUCCCGUUCUACUGCGGAAUCACCAAUUCCUCAGACAGUCUCUGCAAGUCCACCGCUGCAGAUUCGCCUUCGGGGAAUCCUGGUUCUCCAGGUACUCCAGCCACACCUGGAAAUGGCAGCAAUGGUGCAAACGGGUCAAAGCAGGUCGGUUUGCUGGGUAUGUCGGGUCUGUUUUUAAUAUGGUGGUCCAUUUUGGCAUAGGAGGAUCUUAACGUGAAAGCAAUUUGUUGCAGCCAUUUUCUCGCUUCUUUGCUCGAUUGUUUUACUCUUUAUAUGAGAAUUGUGUUUCUUUGUGUCCCUUUUAGAGACAUUGAUCGAUUAGUGAGCUAUUUGAUCAUUUACUGAUUAAAUAUAGGGCUGUUACAAUUGUUAUGCCCAGAUAACUAAACUAGCCAACCCUCAAUGUUUAGAUUUUGAAAUUUGCUUUGUAUCCUUUGCUUCCAAUAGUCUACGCAAGCUUUUUUCAAUAA
Dendrobium catenatum is the source of this 860-nucleotide messenger RNA. Its product is annotated as lipid transfer-like protein VAS. The record is from RefSeq and is a predicted model, not a curated record. Bases 109 to 591 code for a protein of 160 amino acids. The transcript has 3 exons. NCBI's taxonomy places the organism in Eukaryota, Viridiplantae, Streptophyta, Magnoliopsida, Asparagales, Orchidaceae.